AUGUUGAACUUCUCCUCCGUCCAUCUCUCCACCACGCCGCUCAAUCUCAUCACCACCAGCACCUACGAUCUCUCGUUCCAAGGCCUGUUCCGCGGCGCGUCGGACCGCACUGUGCUGUACAAACACUCGUCCUAUCGAGGAACGACGCAGAAGACGACGAAGAUCAUUCUGAAGCCGAAGAAAUCGUACCGAGUCCUCUAUCAAGGCAACAAUCCGUUAGUGAAGGAUCUAAUCGCCAUUAAGAAAUACUAUCUGCACUACGACGCUCAGCACUCCAAAGACAAACAGCACAAAUGUCUGGUGACGUGUUUUGUCACCGACGACGGCACCAUCGACAUCAAGUUCUUCUGGGACGACACCAAAGAGCCCAUUCGCUACGACGUCUUCGACGUUUCCGAGAGCGAGGCCUCCAUCAUCCAGCAGCAAAACCAAGCCAGCACGCGUCUCUACGAGAUCUUCGACUCGGACGGCGUCAGUCUCUCCCACUCGCCUCGCCUUCACGAUUCUUCUCCUCCUUCUCCUUCCUCCCGAUCGCCGCGUUCUCACUUCCUCUCCACCAUUCCCGAAACCGGAAGCGAUUUCCUCAACCCCGGCUCUUCCCAGAUGUCCAUUCCUCUUCCUCCUCCUCCCUCUCCGCCCUCUCCUUCCUCCUUCCCCACCGGAUUCGACUUCGCUCCCUCCACGCCCUUCGAUUUCGACGCUCAUCCCGUCCCCGACUUCGACGCCGACGCUGACCUCGACGCCGACGGGCUCCUUCCUCCGGAGCUCCCGCCCGUUCCCGCCUCCGACGGCGCUCCGGAGGACAGCAUCUUUCGCUCCGGACCGGUCUCCUUCAGUCUUAGCAGCUCCUCGCUGCGGAUGAGCGACAUCCAGGACGUCGCCGGCGUCGCCGCCUUCGAUCCCUCCAGCGUCCCUCGCCAGAACAACGCGCACCACUUCCACAUUCAGCCCAUGAAUCCCGCCUCCGAGGUCCUGCAAGCCCCCAAGAUUCCUGAGAUUCCCGCGGUUCCUGAGGUUCCUGAGGUUCCUGAAAUCCCCGAAAUCCCCGAAAUCCCCGCGAUUCCCGAGGUCCCGAAAGCUCCGGAAAUCCCGCGGAUCCCGGAAAUUCCGCCGCAGCCGCGCUUUGAUUUCUCGGGGACGGCGAACUCGCUGGAGGGGAGCCAGGGAGAGGUGCGCUCGUUCGGAACGAUCCCGCUGUUCGACACCGUGGAGGAGUACUGCGCGGUGAUCAAUCGGCUGAAGAGCCAGGUGCGGAAGUUGCUGGAUGGACGAUGCAUGUUGAAGCAGGCGGACUUCUCAAGGCCGCUCGCGGAGAUUAAUCGGUGGCUGAUGAGUCCGAAGAAACAAAUAUCGGAUGCGGAGAAGAUGCUAGUUAGCGUGAAUUCGAUCCUCUCCCAAUUGGAGAAGUACUAGUUUUCGUGUAUUAUCAAGUAAUGUGUUGUUGCUC
Molecule: messenger RNA, 1447 nt
Organism: Blastocystis hominis
Lineage: Eukaryota; Bigyra; Opalinata; Blastocystidae
Exons: 1
Coding region: 1-1413 (470 amino acids)
Source: RefSeq, a predicted model, not a curated record